Molecule: messenger RNA, 1365 nt
Organism: Epithele typhae
Lineage: Eukaryota; Fungi; Basidiomycota; Agaricomycetes; Polyporales; Epitheliaceae
Product: fatty acid desaturase-domain-containing protein
Exons: 14
Coding region: 1-1365 (454 amino acids)
Biological process (GO): lipid metabolic process
Molecular function (GO): oxidoreductase activity
Source: RefSeq, a predicted model, not a curated record
AUGUUCAAGAACGGCCCCGAGUACGAAGAGAGGCUCGCGCGGCCAUACGCGCCCCCGACAAUCACGCUCAAGGAGCUGCACGCGGCGGUGCCGAAGCACCUGCUGCAGAAGUCCGCGCUGAGGAGCGCGGGGUACAUCGCGCGUGACGUUGCCUUUGUCGCCGCAUUCUUCUGCUGCGCCGCGUACAUCGAGCCCCUCGUCGCCAGCCGCGCAUGGGGGCUCGUGCCCGCGGGCGCGGGGUGGUGGCGGCCUGCCGUUGUCCGUGCCUUGCUCUGGACGGCGUACUGGUGGUGGCAAGGGAUCGCGUUCACCUCUUUCUUCUGCAUCGUUUGCGUUGAUUCAAUGGGGGUCGCACGCGUGCGGGCGCUGACGGUGUCGGUUCCCCAGCUCGGCCACGGCACGCUCUUCAAGUCCUGGUGGGCGAACAACGUGCCCGGCUUCCUGCUCGACACGUUCGUCCUCGCCCCCUUCUUCGCGUGGAAGGCGAGCCACAACGCCCAUCACAAGGCAGUCAACUCCGUCGAGCGCGACGAGAACUACGUGCCUGCGCUCCGAAGCGAGUUCAGCCUCCCGCCCCCGAAGCGCGCGACGACCGCGGACUACGCCGAGGUGUUCGAGGAGACCCCGCUGUUCACCAUGGUCCGCAUGUUCGUCAUGCAGGCGAUGGGCUGGUGGUUGUAUCUCAGCGUGAACAAGCUCGGAUCGAAGAUGUACCCCAAGGGCACGAAUCACUUCUCACCCUACUCCGCCCUCUGGAAGAAGGAGCAGCGCUUCGGUAUCGUCAUAUCCGACAUCGGCCUCAUUGCGAUGAUGAGCCUCCUUUACCUGUUCGCACGGACGUACGGCUGGAAGGCAUUUGUCGCCUAUUACUUCAUCCCGUACAUGCUUUGCAACCAUUGGAUCGUGAUGGUCACCUUCCUCCACCACUCCGACCCCACGAUCCCGCAUUUCCGCAAAGAGGAAUGGUCCUUCCUCCGCGGCGCGUCCUCCACCGUCGACCGGCCAACGCUUGGCUGGAUCGGCCGCUUCUUCUUCCACAACGUCUCGCACGACCACGUCGCGCACCACUUCUUCUCCCACAUCCCGUUCUACAACCAACCUGCGGUGACGGAAGCGAUCAAGGGCGUCCUCCGCGAACACUACAACUAUGACUCAACAAACACGUUCUACGCGCUCUACCGCUCGUUUACCGAGUGCUGCUUCAUCGAGGACGACGGCUCGAUCGUGUUCUACUGCGGCCGGGAAGGACAGACCCAGCGCGCACUCGCGGAAGGGGUCGUCGAAGAGAUCAAGGAGAAGGGUUGGUCCCAAGAACACCAGGACCAGCUUGCGGAGGGCAUGCUCUCCGACUCGACCGCUCUCUGA